Messenger RNA from Myripristis murdjan (pinecone soldierfish), 1071 nucleotides. It is a transcript of the gene gchfr, whose product is annotated as GTP cyclohydrolase I feedback regulator. Gene Ontology annotation, cellular component: nucleus; cytoplasm. Gene Ontology annotation, molecular function: GTP cyclohydrolase binding. Bases 120 to 380 code for a protein of 86 amino acids. Lineage: Eukaryota; Metazoa; Chordata; Actinopteri; Holocentriformes; Holocentridae. Gene Ontology annotation, biological process: negative regulation of biosynthetic process. The transcript has 3 exons. The record is from RefSeq and is a predicted model, not a curated record.
UCCGCAUUCCGCACGGAGCUGUCGGCAGAAGCGCGAGUUGGAGAGGGGACUGUCGCGUCUCCGAGGAAACGUCCUCAUUCAUACCCAGGGGAAUAUCGGUGCAGAGCCGGGGACAAAGGAUGCCUUACAUGCUCAUCAGUACGCAGAUCCGCCUGGAGACUGGUCCAACAAAUGUAGGAGAUGAAUACUCCGAUCCAGCUGUCAUGAAUUACUUGGGAGCGAGGAAAACUACCAUGCUGGGAAACAAUUUUUCCGAGUACCAUGUGGACGACCCACCUCGCCUGGUGCUGGACAAGCUGGAGAAGAUUGGCUUCCGCGUGAUGACGAUGACGGGGGUGGGACAGACGCUGGUGUGGUGCCUGCACAAGGAGGGAGAGUGAUUGGCCCUGGAGCGAGUUACAUGUCUCCAGCGUGUUUCCCUGGCAAGACAGAGGUACUGGGAUGAAAGAUAGAUUUCUAUCAGUAACGAGUUGCAACAACGCUCUCUCAUCAGAGUGAAGCAACCCAGUUUUUAAACUUUGACUGCAUCCAGAUACCUCCAUCAGUCUUUGAAGUGGUGGAUGGAUUAUGCUCACGAACUUCAACUUUUUGUCACUUUUGUUCUUUUAUAGGCUGCCCUCUAUGUGUUGAUAGUACGGACAUCGGCCCUCUCUCAGUUGAAAAAGUUAUUUUCUAAAGACAAGAAUAUCCCAGACAUGAGACGACAGAUUAGACUCUAAAGUCUCUAGGCCACAGAUUACAGAGGAUUGCAUAAGUGUAUAUAGAAACCUACAUUCCAGACAUUUUUUACAGACUUUUGCUUGUGUUGUUUGCCAUUCAAUACUUGUGACCCAAGUGUCAUGUGUACGGGGAGCGAAAGCCAGUUCCAAAGUUUGUGUGUAAUUUGUCAGUAGGAUUUGUCUCAAAGCAAAUAUCUACUUUCUGCCCAUGUACAAGGCCUCACUCAAUUCUCCCUUGGUCCUGUCAAAGUAAAUAUACAGUAUUAUGCUAGAUAGGGUUUUUACCUGCAGUACUGUGCUGUUUUUGUAAAUGUAUCACAUGCAUGUGAUUAAAUAAUGUGAAUCACUUGUG